Haliotis rubra (blacklip abalone) is the source of this 1681-nucleotide messenger RNA. Its product is annotated as lysophospholipase D GDPD1-like. The transcript has 10 exons. The record is from RefSeq and is a predicted model, not a curated record. Gene Ontology annotation, molecular function: phosphoric diester hydrolase activity; phosphatidylcholine lysophospholipase A1 activity. The coding region runs from base 187 to 1197 and encodes 336 amino acids. Gene Ontology annotation, cellular component: endoplasmic reticulum membrane. Lineage: Eukaryota; Metazoa; Mollusca; Gastropoda; Lepetellida; Haliotidae. Gene Ontology annotation, biological process: glycerophospholipid catabolic process.
GUGACGUGCAUAGCUGCUCGGGACAGCUUCCAACUUCAUCAUUCCCUGCACACCUAAUAUAUUUGACCCAAAUACAAACUGACUGAAUAGCAACGUACAGAUGAUCAGAGUUUCAUCAGGAGCCCACACAUUUUUGGUUGCCUGCCGCUGCUGUUGAUUUGGUUGUGAACAAUGGCGUAAUCCAAGAUGGCGGCCAACCUGGCAGACGACACCGGGUUGCUGGUGACUGUGUGUAUUGUGUCUGUUACUGGAUUCUUCUUCCUGUGUUUCGUGGUGUUGUCUGUCGCCUGCAGCCUCUACCCCAACGUAUGUCACAAGCGGAAGUCCCUUGGGAAGUUUCGGGGAAGAGUCUGCAGUUUCAGGGGAGGAGGUGGUGAGGCUCUGGAGGGGUCCCUCUCUGCUUUCAAACAUUCUUCCUCGCUCGGAGCAGACUUCUUCUUCACUGUCAGGAGGACGAGAGAUGGUGAGAUUAUCGUUUACCCAGACGAGACUUUGAAGCGGUGUUGUGGCACCCCAUGGAAAAUAACAGACUCAUUAUACAGGGUACUGCCGUGGCUCAGGCCUCCCUUCUUCCUGCGGUAUCAGAAAGGAUUCGCAUCCCGGGGACGGCCGGAACCCAUUCCAACUCUUAGUGAAAUAUUUGAGAGGUUUCCUAAAUCCGCCGUAUUCAUCAACGUAAAAUGUGACGAUGUGGAUCACGCGUUGAUUGACGGGAUCGCCAAGCUGGUUGUGAAACAUAAACGUGAGACGACGACCGCCUGGGGGAGCCACAACACUAAGCUGAUCAACGCCCUCUACAACAAGAACCCCUUCAUCCCGUUGUGGGUGAACCGUCACCGGCGCUAUCUGUUCCUUGUGCUGUUCUACCUGGGUCUCCUACCCUUCACGCCUAUCAGGGAGACGGUGUUCCUCACCCCCAUGCCGCUACUGAUGCUGGACCCCCAGCGCGGCUUCCAGGUGGGGUACCUGCGGGGCUGGAAAACAUGGAUCAUUGACAAACUGAUGAUGAGCAGUGGAUUGUUCAAGCAUCUCAAGGCCAGAGGGAUACCGACAUACGUCUACUGUCUGAAUGAACCGCAUGAGUUUGACCGCGCGUUCCAGCUGGGGGCGACCGGCGUCAUCACCGACUUCCCCUCCCGACUGAAGGACCACUUGGACCGACUGGACGCCGAGAAGAAGGACCGUGAGAUGGAGUAGAACCGUGGACCAUCUGUGAUGUUGUGUCAUGAAUCAAUGGCUUUUCUUAGACAUUGUAUCUUGUAUCUUUUGGCCUCUCUGAGAUACUGUAUAUGAGAUGGUAUAUUAUGGAUCAUAUUGACUCCUCUGAGAUACUGGAUAUCAGGGACUUGACACCAUUUCUGAGAUACACUGCAGUGACUCUUAAUAUGCGCUAGGAACUUUUGUACCAUAGGAUCACAUUGCUCUGUACCAUGAUACAUGACGUGUUGAGCGACUGUACCAUGAUACACGACAUGUUGAGCGACUGUACCAUGAUACAUGACGUGUUGAGCGACUGUACCAUGAUACAUGACGUGUUGAGCGACUGUACCAUGAUACACCUUUGCUCAGUUCGUAUUCCAUAUUCAGCCUAUAACUGUUAUUGUAUUGUACCACGAUAUUCUAUAGUCAGUAACAUUGGUAGUUUUGUAUUCUGCAAAUAUAUAAAAUUACAUACGUGAAA